This is a messenger RNA of Seriola dumerili (greater amberjack), 2810 nucleotides long. RefSeq names its product SHOC2, leucine rich repeat scaffold protein (gene shoc2). NCBI's taxonomy places the organism in Eukaryota, Metazoa, Chordata, Actinopteri, Carangiformes, Carangidae. The transcript is spliced from 9 exons. The coding region runs from base 402 to 2150 and encodes 582 amino acids. Gene Ontology annotation, molecular function: protein binding. The record is from RefSeq and is a predicted model, not a curated record.
AAGCAGCAAGGAUGGCGGAGUCACACCUCUGAAGCAAAUCUUCGAGGGAUUAAAAAGAACCUUGAUGACCUUUGCAGCCUGAGAGAACUUCUAUCUGAAGGUCCUGGGAUUGUAUGCCGUUCAGACACUUAAGCAUGUGGCCCAUGGAUGCCACAAUCCAGCUACUUCAAAGGAUUUUUUCUCCCAUGGCAUUUUAACAAAGGGACAAAGUAUCAAAAGUAUCUAAAAAACCUCUGGAUCACAAGGCCUUUAUUUCAAGGAUAAUAAUAAAUGUGUGGGCCUGCACAGGGAUGUUUUCUUUAAAAGCCUCCUUGGUUGUCUGUGUCCCUUUUUUCCCAAAUAAGUAACCUGACAAGAGAGACUCCCAUGAGCAACUCUGCAGGAGGCCCGAUAACGUCGACAUGAGUAGUACUUUAGGCAAAGAAAAAGAUUCAAAAGAAAAGGACCCAAAAGGUGGUCCAGCGGGGAAAGAAAGGGAAAAGGAGGCCAAGGCUCUGACUGGCUUGGUCAAGGAUGGUGGUAAAGAAACGAAGACCAAAGGGAAAGAUGCCAAAGAAGGAAAGAAGGACACCAGCAGCUCAACACCAGGUGUUGCCUUCUCCGUUGACAAUACGAUAAAGCGGCCAAACCCAGCACCAGGUACACGCAAGAAGUCCAGUAAUGCUGAGGUGAUCAAAGAACUUAACAAGUGUCGAGAGGAGAACUCAAUGAGACUGGACCUAUCUAAAAGGUCCAUUCAUAUGCUUCCCACCUCCAUUAAGGAGUUGACACAGCUGGCUGAACUCUACUUAUACAGCAACAAGCUGCAGAGCCUGCCGGCUGAGGUGGGUUGCCUAUCAGGCCUGGUCACUUUGGCCCUGAGCGAGAACUCCCUGACCAGUUUGCCUGACUCCCUGGACUCCCUUAAGAAGCUUCGAAUGCUCGACCUCCGGCACAACAAGCUGAGAGAGAUACCACCUGUCGUCUACCGGCUGACAUCUCUAACCACGCUGUACCUGCGGUUCAACCGUAUCACAACAGUAGAGAAGGACAUCCGAAACCUAUCCAAGCUCACUAUGCUCAGCAUCCGUGAGAACAAGAUUAAACAGCUGCCCGCAGAGAUAGGGGAGCUAUGCAACCUUAUUACUCUGGAUGUUGCCCAUAACCAGUUGGAACACCUACCGAAGGAGAUUGGGAAUUGCACACAGAUAACCAACCUUGACUUGCAGCACAAUGAGCUCUUGGACCUCCCAGAGACUAUAGGGAAUCUGGCGAGCAUAAAUCGCUUAGGUCUGAGAUAUAAUAGAUUAUCAGCUAUUCCGAGAUCAUUAGCCAGGUGUCGAGAACUGGAGGAGUUAAACCUUGAAAAUAACAACAUUUCAGUGUUGCCAGAGGGCCUGCUUUCAAGUUUGGUCAAUCUGACAAGUCUAACACUGGCAAGGAACUGUUUCCAGUCUUACCCUGUCGGUGGACCAUCCCAGUUCUCAACCAUCUACUCCCUCAACAUGGAGCACAACCGUAUCAACAAGAUCCCCUUUGGUAUCUUCUCCAGGGCCAAAGUGUUAAGCAAGCUUAACAUGAAGGACAACCAGUUAACGUCUCUGCCGUUGGACUUUGGCACAUGGACUAGUAUGGUCGAGCUUAACCUGGCCACUAAUCAGUUGACGAAGAUCCCUGAGGACGUCUGUGGACUAGUCUCUCUGGAGGUGUUAAUAUUGUCCAAUAACCUUCUCAAAAAGUUACCACAUGGUAUUGGGAACUUGAGAAAGCUACGAGAGCUUGACUUGGAGGAAAACAAGUUGGAAUCUCUACCUAAUGAAAUUGCUUAUCUCAAAGAUUUACAGAAAUUGGUGUUGACAAAUAAUCAGCUGACUACGUUACCCAGAGGCAUCGGCCAUCUCACCAACCUGACUCAUCUGGGAUUGGGGGAGAACCUGCUGCAACACCUUCCUGAGGAGAUUGGUACACUGGAGAACCUGGAGGAACUGUACCUCAACGACAACCCCAACCUGCACAGCCUCCCGUUCGAGCUGGCCCUCUGCAGCAAGCUGUCUAUCAUGAGCAUCGAGAACUGUCCCCUCAGCCACCUGCCACCCCAGAUUGUUGCGGGAGGCCCCUCCUUCAUCAUCCAGUUCCUCAAGAUGCAGGGUCCAUACCGUGCCAUGGUCUGAGCCAAGAGCAGCUCAAUCCCAGUCCUACUUGACUCCAAACCCUCCACUUGCUCUGCACCCUCUCGCCUGCCGGCCCCCAUUACGUGUACCAUGCACUGUAAAGAAAACAGACUCGCCACAAUCAGUGUCAGGGGCAAAAGAAAGGAGGAGGAAGAAAAGGAAAACUUUUCUUUCACCUUCCUUGGGCAGAAACGAGGUGAAUUUUGGAGACUUGACUUCUGUGUUACUCCAGAGUUUAUCACGGUCAUUUUAGGACCCCAGCCACCCCCCUGCUCAUCUUUCAUUCCGAAUCAUACAAGAGGAAAAUAUUUCCAUCUCUUUGCCAAAACUGAAGAUAUAUAAAGUUAUAUAUAUUGAGUAACUGUGAGCUAAGUGGCAAGUCUUUUAACCAUAUAAACCAUGCUCCCAUUGCCAAUGUAUUUACAGUAAUUACAAGCAUCUAUUAUGUGAGCAAGGAUACAAUUGUAUGCAAAAACAAACAAAAAAAGUCUUUUGAACUUCACAUUUACUGCUGCUGCCGUAAUUUUAACUGUCAUCUUUUCUUUAUUCCCUUUUUUUUUUUAUCAUCUUCCUUGAGAUAACUUAUGAUAAUUGCUUCUUGACCAUAGAGAACAAAGGUCUAAUGAUGGUGUGUUUAUAAUUUUUUUUUUUUUUAAUUUU